AUGGCUCAUUUGGAAGCACGAAAACACAUUUCGCCUGAUUCAGGCCAGCCCAUCACUCUUCAUCCUAACUUUAACAGCAGAAUCAGGGAUCAUGUACCUCCGGAUCCAAUUCGUGAGCCGAUCACCCCACCAAAAGACAGAGCCUUCUUUGCAGACCCCGAGAAGAAGGCUUUGUUUUCGACUGCAACCCGGGUAGAUCUGACUGAAUCUAUCGGUACUAUUCUGGAGAAUGUACAACUCUCUCAACUCAACGAGAAGCAGCUGGAUGAGCUGGCACUUUUGGUCAAUGAACGAGGCGUGGUCUUCUUCCGUGGUCAGGAUCUAACUACCGAGCAGCAAGUCCAUCUGUUCCAGCACUAUGGAAUAUUGGAUAAGCAUCCUGCUCAGAGAGAUCAAAAAUUCUUCACCAUUGGUGGAAGCGUUGAUGAUCAUCGAGAAAACCUGGGGUAUACACCUUGGCCAAGAGCAGACUUCCAUGCAGAUACAUCUUUCGAAAUCAACCCGCCAUCAUACUCUCUUUUGAGAAUGGAAGAGCAUCCCGAUGUUGGAGGUGAUACAGCCUGGGUCUCGCAAUAUGGUUUAUAUGAUGCCCUAAGUGGCGCAUAUCAACGAUUCCUCGAUGGUUUGCAUGCAGUGCACACUUCGAGACUACAGUAUGAUACCCUUCUUGAUCUGUGGGGCUCUGGUCCCAAUCGUCCUCCGAUCGAUACCCACCAUCCGGCUGUCAGAACCCAUCCUGUCACGAAGCUGAAGGCACUUAACGUCAACCCUGGGUUCGUAACUGGACUUGCAGAGCUCAAGAAAGUUGAAUCAGACAAGGUUCUUGAUUUCCUAGCAUACCACAUCCAUUCUGCCGAUGAUCACUAUGUUCGCUGGAAGUGGGCAGUCGGCAGUAUUGCGAUGUGGGACAACCGUUGCACUCUUCAUCGAGUUAUUCCGGGUAAAUACAACGGAGCACGUCGAGGAAUUCGAACAACCGUUUAUGGAGAAAAGCCAUAUUUCGAUCGCGAUAGUGAAAGUCGGGAAGAGCGCAAGGAGCGAGAAAGUCAAGAAAAAAAACCAACUGCGUAA
This is a messenger RNA of Penicillium taxi, 1071 nucleotides long. RefSeq names its product TauD/TfdA dioxygenase family protein. Gene Ontology annotation, cellular component: cytoplasm. Bases 1 to 1071 code for a protein of 356 amino acids. Lineage: Eukaryota; Fungi; Ascomycota; Eurotiomycetes; Eurotiales; Aspergillaceae. The record is from RefSeq and is a predicted model, not a curated record. Gene Ontology annotation, molecular function: 2-oxoglutarate-dependent dioxygenase activity. The transcript has 10 exons.